AUGCCCGUGCCAGACGGAGUUGUUCGCGUCGAGAAGGCCAAGGGCUAUUCGCUCCACGUCAUGUCGGUCAUGAACUGGGUGCUGCCCGACUCGAUCCUGCACACGUCGGCAAUCCCAGCGUCCAGUGGCGCAAAUGAAGCGGAGGAGGAGGAUGAAGAGGAGCCUCUCAUCACUCUAGGCGUGCACGUGAGCUUGUUCCAUGCCACGUCCAAGCGCUUCUUCGGCAAUACAUGGGUGAGUCCCGAGCUGGCGGUGGACCCGUUCCACAUCAAGCAGGGGCGACACCCGAAGGACGGCACGCUGCGGUACGUCAUUGAGAACGCGCUGCUGAACUUCCGCGCCUACUUCAUCUCGGACAUCAUCGAUUCAAACUGCGUCGGCGUGCUGGAGCUGGUGGCGUACGAGAAGGAUCCCGACUCCAAGGCAACGGUACGCGUCGUGGGCUGUGGCUGGACGCUCCUGCCGCUGUUCGCUCGUCAACAACCAGUGCAGUCCGGCACGAAGGACGAGCCCAGCGCCGUGCCGUCAGCCUUCUCCUUGAACACCAGCGGUGACUCUGUCGGUGUCUUCACUGGAAGUCCGCGCGCGCUGUGGGAACUGAAUCCGGACACUUGGAGUGCGCAGGACAAGCACGAGGGAUGCAAGUUCUACUACCAGCUAGUGCAGUACGAGCCCAUGAUGGCGAUCGCCAUGUUCUUGCGGAAGAACGAGCUCGUGGGCGCCCUGGACCCGAUCCCCGGCUUGAAGAACGGCAACCUGGCCAACAUCGACAUGGGCAAGAACCCCAAGAUGCUGCUCCUCGAAGAGGCCGACUCGACGUACGAAGAAACGCUGGCGUCGUUCGUGAAGAUCGCCUCGCUUGUCCCCAAGUCCGUGCAGGUGGAGGAGCCGUUCGAACUGAACGUCGUUGCCACUCGCGUGGUGAUCAAUCUGCGCGACGAGAUCGAAGCGAACUUGGUGGCUCGACUACGGAUCAGCCGCAAAGCGAUCCACAAAGGCGCUGUCAGCGUCGAAGGAGAGGUCUCCGCUCGAGUGUUGAAGAUCGCACUGCACAACGGACGCUGCUUCAGGACGCGGCAAUUCACAGUACCCCUCAAGGCUGACCCGAACGGAGGAGACACGCUACUGUGCGUACGCAACCACUCGAAGCUUCGCGGCUUCGUGUUCCACCCGAACAUGGCGAUCGUCGUUGUGCUGCAGUACACGGUUCACUUCCGGGUCAUCUGGCCGUCGAAGCUCAAGCAGCAAGCUCUUGAAGCCAAGAAGCCUCCUUUACCAGAGGAAGACGUGGUCUUAGUGACGAUGGGGGCACGCGCGCUGGUUCCGAGCGAUGGCAAGAAGCUGUACUUGUUCGACAAGCAUCACCACGCCACCGCCAUCUCCGCUGAGCCCCUUACUACGCUAGGAGGAGUGCUGCUGCAAGAGCAGGAGGAGCAUCGCCGCGUUCUCCACGUAGACCUGUUAUCAGGAGCGGCUUGUCGACCGUACUCGGACAACACGUUGUACACCCCGCCGGAUCAAGUGACGAGGUCGCUGCAGAACCGUGAGCCAUCAGCGAAGGACUCGUUCGCGUUUUGCGACCUGAAGAUCACAAUUGAUGAGGAGAUUCCGGCACUAGGACCCCCACCCGCAGUCGACGAAAGCAACCAGACCAACCACGACGAGGAAGAAUGUGCGGCGGAUCAGUGGGCGAGGAAGCUGCUCGGCAAAGCAAACAGCAACCCGGUGCUAGCCCAAACGCUCAACGCAUUGGCCACCUCCCCCACUGCGAAGGACAGACCUGCGAGCCCGCCGCCGAGAACACCGUCGCCUACCAAGAAGCAUCAAGUGGAGCGGCCUGCUGACCCGACGACUCUCGUUCCUGACGCUCCAACGUCGGAACUCAGUCGUGCUUCAAAGACGCUGCUCACCCGCUACGGCUACAUCGAGUCUCAUGACAAGCCGCCUUCGUCUCCUACGAACAACCAAAAGGACCACGACAAACGGAAGAAGCCGAAGAAGGUUGAGCUCAUUGCCAAGUCCAUUGAGACGGAGGUGAAGGACCUGUUCAAGGCCAACGAGAUCAGGUUCCACUUCGCUGCCUAUCGUGCGUGUAGCCCCGGCGCGGAAAUGAAGGCGGGGAUGACCUGCAGUCCAGCUCCUGCUCGCGUGUACUUCACCUUCCAGUUCUACAACUUUUCACCCACGCGGACGGAGACGCUGCGCCUCAGCAAGGCAUUCGACAACGGAGCAGGCGGAGAGAUCCAAACCUUCUUGCUGAUGCGAGACACCACAGCCAACAAGCCGUCGCUGGCCAUUCAGUUCGACGUGGACACGACCUCGACGAUGAAUCCGCUCGAGACGCGCCGCUUUGCAGAGUACCUCAAGUGGAACAACAUGUACGUGGAUGUGUGGGACGCUGAUAGCCUCUUCCAGCUCGGAACGUUUGCCAUCCCCCUCCACGAGCUGCUUCGUCAAGGAAACAGCGUCAAGAAAUUCCAAGCGGAGGUGGAGAUAACGCCACCAUUAGGGGGCACCCUCUCACCAGACUAUACUGGAGAUGACGAAGGUAGUGCAGUUUGCACCGUCCCCGACUCGAGGAGCGGAGGUGACAGUCCAAGUAUCGGAAGGAUCCAGCUUCUGAUGAGGGAACAGCCGCGUAAGCCCAAGCACCGCGUUCGUGCGCGGACGCUAGUGGAGUCGAAUCCUGAGCUCUAUCGCCUUCUCUCGCAGGAAGGUUUCUAUGGCGAGCACACUAUGAAGGAGCUUCGAGAGCGAAAGGAGUCGCAACCUCUUCAGCGUAAAGGGACCGCAGCGGUGAACACACUCACGCCCAAGGAGAUCGCCAUCCUAUGCGAGCUCUUCGGAUCACGCAAGGCUGCGUCUAGUUCGACUGGGAAUCGGCCGACGCGCAUCAAGUGCGACGUGGAAGGGAAGACAGGCUUGCUGGUGCUGCUCUCUCUUAAGCCGUCAGAAGCCCCGGCCCCCCAGCCGAGCGAGUCUACGUCUGACCACGCUCAGCGUCUGAAGCGUGUGCUGGCAAUCGCGACGAAGAACCAACUCGCGCUUGCGGAUGCGUUCGCGCUGUUCGACGCUAACAAGGACGGCUUCCUGUCGAGGGAUGAGUUCAUCAAAGCCAUGCGCUCGCUGGGGACUGUGUUUGCUGAUCUGUCGGACGAUGAUCUCGGGCUGCUGCCAGACUUGCUGGACAAGAACAAGGACGGCAAGAACAUUCGCACGGACGUGAUGCCGUUGAUGUCAUACUUUGGCUUUGUGGAGGAAGGAGGGGAUGUGGAUGUCAAAGAAUUGUGUGCGUUGCGACUACGAACGCUCCUGGUUAAGGCUAAAGACCAGGGGGUUGACUUGAAGAAGAGUUUCGCGCAUUUCGAUGCUAAUGGAGAUGGGGAGAUCACGCGCAGCGAGCUUAAAGCUGGUUUGGUCGCUCUCGGAUGCUUCAAAGAGAUGGAUGAUGGAGACUUUGACUCGCUGAUGGAGCAGCUCGAUGAAGACGGCAAACUGAUGGUCAAGCUGAAGACGCUAAUGGAGAAGGCAGUCGAGAAAGGGGUCUCUAUCGACGCUUGCUUCGCUCACUUCGACAAAGACGGCGACGGGAUGAUCAAGAAGGAGGAGUUCGUGACGGCGAUGACGGAGCUGGGACUUGGAGUUGACAGCGCCGUGAUCAAUGGGGUUAUAAAGUUGCUCGAUGGCAAUGGCAAUGGGACCAUCUCGCUCUCAGAGUUCAAGCAGCUCUUCCCAGCAACAUCAGCACCGGCUGGUGGCGUCGAUGUGAAGAAAUGCUUCGCCCAUUUUGACAGUGACAGCAGUGGAGUCAUCUCUAAGGAUGAGUUUGUCGCUGCAAUCAAGCAGCUCCCUGGCUUUGAGAACGUGCCCGACGAAGACACUCUUGCGAUUGUUAAGACGCUCGAUAAGGAUGGCAGUGGGAGUGUGUCGCUGGAAGAGUUUGACGCUUUUCUGAGGGCAUCACCGCCCUCACUCAGCAAACCGGCAUCUGAAGGGCUUGCGAAGCUAAAGAAGCUGUUGCAGACGGCGACGGAGAAGGGAGUGGCAGUCCAGCAGUCUUUCAACCAUUUCGAUAAGGAGACCAAGAGGGUCCUCUCGUACGAUCAGUUUGCGACAGGGCUGCGAGAACUUGGUCCAGACUUCGCAAACCUUUCGGACGACGACAUCAUCGCGAUGGCCAAGUCACUCGACGGCAAACAGCAAAAUGCUCUUCCUCCUUCACCGGGACCUACCCCAAGAGAGCCACAAGAUCAAAGGGGGAGUGCAGCAAGCCUCGACUGCAGCUACACGUUCAGCAGCAACCCCGAGAUCCGAGCUGUCGAGCUGAAACUUCGGCAAACGGCGCUAGACGCUUAUCAGCGCGGCAUUCUACCGUUGCGGGUGGUCGCCAAGUUCCUGGAGGAUGCAGACGAUCGUCGUGGUCGAGUCCCUGGCGGUCGCGAGCGCUCUAGUAAAAAGCGCAGCGAACUGCUGCGUGUCGAGUUUCUUCAGGUGUUGAUGGAGCUGGGGUUCACGUUGCUGUCGGAUCAGAGCGAGGAUGACGUCGAAGCAGGAGCUGGUGGAGGAAUGGUCAAGCCCGUGACGAAGAUGAACGAUCACCUGUACGCGCGUCAGCUUGAGCGCUUGGCGCGAUACCGGCAGCACGUUAAGAGCGACGAAGCCAAGGCGCACAAGCAGCUUGUCCGAGCUGUGUCCAAGACGAAGCAGUACCAGCAGCGCGGCAGACAGCAAGGAGAAGACAGCUUACGCCGGUUCCAAGAGGAGAAGAACCAGCUACUGCGCGUGCUCUCGUACUACCGCGACGGCCACAAGAAGUCGCUCGUGUACUCGCUGCUUCGCCAGCAGGUGACGACCUCGCUCACGCUGUUCCCGUCCUUCGGAGACCUGCUCUUCUUCGAGCUGCCGUUCGUGAACCCGUACAACCACAACGACCGCUUCCGUAUCGAGCUGCUGCUGCCGUCGUCCAGAGAGAUCGCAGUGGUUCUGGACCUGGAGAUCGUGCGCAGUAGCGAGGAGUGGGCGUUCUACCGUGAAAACCUCCCGUUAGCGUACGGCUUCGCGGCAUCUAGCGCUGAAGUGGAGGAAGAAAUGAUCGACGACCACGAUGAGGUCGUCAUGGACUCGCACGACCAGCUCCACAUCCCCAUGCGUCUGCGUUGGCUCGACACCAGCGACAGCUUUACGCGAGUUCAGAAGACCGAGCCUGGCAAGAAGAAGUCGACGAUUCCGGUCUCGGUGGUCAUCAAGAGCUGCUCGCACGGCCACACGGUAGCGCUCUUCAACAUGGAGCUGCAGCCGCAGCCGUUCGCUUGUCACCGCGUGCUCCGCUUCUCCCACCCGGCAUUGUCGAUCUGGCGCUGGAAGCUGCGAUAUCCGCGCGGCAAGUUCGUCGUGUGCAUGGACCCGAGCGUGGCGAUGGAGCUGCUGCGUAGCGGCGAGGACGAAGCCAACAACAGUGGCCUCGUGAGCUUCAAGUGCCGCGUGGGGGAGUACCCCGCGCUCGAGACCUUCUUCGUCGUGCUGUACGACGACAAGUACUACGCGCGCGUGUUCGAGGUGUGGCAGAUCCGCAUCCAGUCCAAGCUGCGCGUGGAUGUGCACGCGGUUCUCGGCCAGAGCGUGCGCCACGAGCUCGUGAUCAAGGGCGACGGAGGUUUAUCGACUCAAGACGCUGGCGCCAAGCGCCGAGUCAUGUGCUUCACGCCGAUGCAGCACCACAGUCUCGUGCAGUUCCGUCCUGGCCACGUGUUUGCUCUGGUGCCGCAGGCCUUCAACCGCAUCGAGUUCGCCUUCUGCGCCGUGGAGAAUGCCGCAGCCACGCACUUGGUGGUGCUCGUGAACCUCGUGGACGUGGACACCCACGAACUCGUCGGAGCUUGGAGUGUCCACGUGACGCUGGCGCUGCCUAUCAUCACCAAGACGUACGAGCUGCGGCUGCCCGUCGGCCGCGCCGCGCAGAAGAAGAUCUCGUACUCGAACCCUUGGGACCAGCCGCAGACCAUCAUGCUGCGCUCGAGCGCGCCGACGCUGCUGGUGCCUCGCGAGCCCGUGCUGCAGCUGCCCAGCAACGGCCAGGCCUUCCUGCGUCUCGCCUUCGUCGCUCGAGACUACUCAGCUGCGGCAGCUGAAGACAUCUACCUCUUCAUCAACGACAAGCGCACCGACCAGAACGAGGAGUGCUUGCUCUUCCAGGUCACGUACGAAUGA
Molecule: messenger RNA, 6207 nt
Organism: Phytophthora sojae
Lineage: Eukaryota; Oomycota; Peronosporomycetes; Peronosporales; Peronosporaceae
Exons: 10
Coding region: 1-6207 (2068 amino acids)
Biological process (GO): negative regulation of canonical Wnt signaling pathway
Cellular component (GO): cytoskeleton; non-motile cilium
Molecular function (GO): calcium ion binding
Source: RefSeq, a predicted model, not a curated record